CAAUCGGUAAAUAAAAAGAAAUAUAAAAUAUGGAUAUAGAUAAUAUAUAAAUUUAGAUUUGGACACUCCACGACAGAGGAUAGUCCACGUGUCUACUUUUAGCACUCUUGCCCUCACUUUCAAGAUGAGAAUAGAAGGUACUGUUACUGCCACCUACAACCACCCAUCAAAAGCGAUAGAGAUAGGGAGGGAGAGAGAGAGAGAGAGAAGCAGCGAGAUAAGAAAACCCAGAGAUCCUGUGUAAAACUAGCUUGGAGAAGGAAAUUAGGGUUUCUUUUGGGUUGAUUUUGAGGGAAGGAUUGAUCGGAAAUUGGGUUUUGUUUUGGUAGUGGGUGGGGGGAAAUGUACAUAGGUUCUAUGCGAAAGUCGUUCAAGGACUCUCUUAAAGUGCUUGAAGCUGAUAUCCAACAUGCUAAUACUCUGGCUUCAGAUUUUCCAAGGGAGUAUGAUGGUGAAUGCCUUCAAAUGAGAAUGUCAUUCAGUCCAGCUGCACACUUCUUCUUAUUUUUGGUGCAGUGGACUGACUGUCAACUUGCAGGAGCCCUUGGGCUGUUAAGAAUACUAAUUUACAAGGUUUAUGUGGAUGGAACUACCACCAUGUCUACACAUGAAAGGAAAGCAAGCAUGAGAGAGUUCUAUGCUGUUAUCUAUCCCUCUUUACUGCAACUUCAUAGGGGUGUCACUGAUACUGAAGAUAAAAAACAGAAAGCAGUGUGCAUGGAAAGGUACCGGAGAAGAGAAGAUGAAGAGUAUAGGCAGCUUACUGAUGUUGAUGUUGAAAGAGAAGAAGAAUGUGGAAUAUGCAUGGAGAUGAACAGCAAAAUUGUGCUGCCAAACUGCAACCAUGCCAUGUGCGUGAAAUGUUACCGUCAAUGGCGAUCAAGAUCACAGUCAUGCCCCUUCUGUCGAGAUAGUCUCAAGAGAGUAAACUCUGGGGAUCUCUGGGUAUAUACAGACAGCAGGGAUAUAAUUGACAUGGCCACACUGACGAGGGAGAAUCUUAGAAGGCUUUUCAUGUAUAUAGAUAAGUUGCCACUGAUUGUCCCUGAUACCAUUUUUGAUACUUAUGAUUCCCACCUAAGGUGAUAAGUACAUUCUAAAAUAUCUUCUCUGUGGCUUGAGUAUUUCCUGCUCGAUUUCUCUUGAUUACAUAAAAAGUCCAAAUUGCUGGAUUUGGCAAAUUUAGAUCAGCUAGUAUUGCAGUGCUUUCGUCACACUUCUCACCAGAAGGGAAAACCAUGCCCGAGUUAUUGUGGGCUGGUGCUGAAGUUGAGGCAGUUCAUCUAGGAGCCCUUAAAUUGUAUUUGCUACAUAUGUACAUGCUUGUAUAGCCUAAAGCUUGAUGAUUAAAAUCUUUGCUAAAUCAUUUUCUCUCAUAUCUGCAUUUUACUCUUUUUUUUCGGUGCUUGCUGUCUUUUGAGGUUUGUAGUCCUGAAAAAGAAUUGAUAGAACACAGUAAUACGGGAAACGAUUCAUGGAAUGUGUUCAACAACUUGAAUACAUAGGGAUCCGGCUGAACGAUGAUUGCAUGUUGCAUGGGGAUGGUAG
Molecule: messenger RNA, 1548 nt
Organism: Durio zibethinus
Lineage: Eukaryota; Viridiplantae; Streptophyta; Magnoliopsida; Malvales; Malvaceae
Product: E3 ubiquitin-protein ligase AIRP2-like
Biological process (GO): protein ubiquitination
Molecular function (GO): ubiquitin protein ligase activity
Source: RefSeq, a predicted model, not a curated record